AUGUCGGAUGUGCAUAUUGAUGCUAAUGCAUUUUAUAAAAGAUUGGCCAUCCUACAAAAGACACUUGAAUCAAACAGUAUACCUCAAGCUUUGAUCAUUGUUGGAGCACGUAAUGAUGACAACACAUAUAAAAAAUCAACAGUUGUUCAAACUUGGUUAUUAGGUUAUGAAUUUGUUCAUACUGGUAUUUAUAUCACACCAACAAAAUGUAUUUUUAUAACAUCGGAAGGUAAAGCAAAAUAUUUACAAGGAUUAACAAACAGACCAGAUACUGUUGAAAUCUGGUCUAGAACAAAAGACGUUGAAAAGAAUAAACAAUUAUUUAAGACUUUAAUUGAAGACAUGAAAGCUGUUAGUGAUGAAUAUGGGACAGUAUUAAAAGAUAAAUAUGAUGGUAAGUUUGUUGAGGAAUGGAGGGAAAUAAGUGAAGAUUCUGGAUUAAAACCAAUUGAUUUAGCAUUAACUUUAUCGAAAUCUAUGGAAUUAAAAGAUUCUGAAGAAUUUGAAAAUACAAAAAUUGCAUCAAAUGCAAGUGUAGUAAUGAUGGAUACAUUUGUUAAUGAUAUGAUGACAAUUGUUGAUCAAGAAAAAAAAAUCACAAAUUCUCAAUUAACUGAUCAAAUAGAAGAUAAAAUUGAAAAUAAUAAAUGGUAUUUAAAAUCAAAAUUAGGUAAAAAUUUAUUACAAUCUUUAAAAGAUUUUGAUUCAGAAUUUUUGGAAUGGUGUUAUUCUCCAAUUAUUCAAAGUGGUGAUGAUUAUGAUUUAAAACCAAGUGCAUUGUCAACUGAAAAACAAUUAGUUGGUGAAGGUGUAAUAUUAGCAUCUAUUGGUUUGAGAUACAAAUCGUACUGUGCCAAUGUAGGUAGAACAUUUUUAAUUGAUCCAACAAAAGAAAUGGAAAACAAUUAUGAUUUUUUAUUAAAAUUGCAACAAUAUAUAAGAGAAAAUUUAUUAAAGUCUGGAGUUAAAGCAAACAAAGUUUAUGAGGAUGCUUUGGAUUAUAUUAAAAAAGAGAAUCCAGGUUUAGCUGAUAAAUUUACAAAAAAUUGUGGUUGGUUGAUCGGUAUAGAGUUUAGAGAUUCAACAUUCUUACUUAAUUCCAAAUCAGAUAGAACUUUAGAAGAUGGACAAAUUAUAUCAUUAACUAUUGGGUUUCAAAAUAUACCAAACAAAAGAAAAACUUAUUCCGUACUAUUGACAGAUACUUUUAAAAUAAGUGUUGAUAAACCAAUUUUAUUAACAGACUAUCCAAAAAAUAAAUCAGACAUAUCAUUUUAUUUCAACGAUGAUGAAGAUUCAACCAAAAAAGCUAAACCAGAAUCAAAACCUAUUGAAACCAAUGCAUCUUCAAAAUUAACUAAAACAAAAUUAAGACAUGAAAAUUCUAAUGCUGAUGAUAAAAAUGCUGAAAAAUUAAGACAAGAAAUUCAAAUGAAAUUACAUGAAAAAAGAACAGAAGAAGGAUUAGCAAGAUUUUCAAAAGCUGAUGCAACUGAUGCGGCGGAUUAUAAACCAAUUUUUAAAAAAUAUGAAUCAUAUAUAAGAGAAUCUCAAAUUCCAAAUAGUGUAAGUGAUUUAAAAAUUCAUGUUGAUUAUAAAAAUCAUACAAUAAUUUUACCAAUUUGUGGUAGACCGGUUCCAUUUCAUAUUAAUUCAUAUAAAAGUGGUUCACAAAAUGAAGAAGGUGAUUAUACAUAUUUAAGAUUAAAUUUUAAUUCACCUGGUGCUGGUGGUAAUGUUAAUAGAAAAGCUGAAUUACCAUAUGAAGAUUCUCCAGAUAAUACAUUUUUAAGAUCCAUAACUGUAAGAUCAAAAGAUCGUGAUAGAAUGGUUGAUGUUUUUAAAGCAAUUCAAGAUCUUAAAAAGGAUUCAGUUAAAAGAGAACAAGAAAAGAAACAAUUAGCUGAUGUUGUUAGUCAAGCUAAUCUUAUAGAAUUUAAAGGUUCAAGAAUUAAAAAAUUAGAUAAUGUAUUUAUUAGACCAACACCUGAUACAAAAAAAUUAGGUGGUGUUUUACAAAUUCAUGAAAAUGGUUUAAGAUAUCAAUCAAGUUUUAAAAUGGAUCAAAAAAUUGAUGUAUUAUUUUCAAAUAUUAAACAUUUAUUUUUUCAACCAAGUAAGGAUGAAUUAAUUGUUAUAAUACAUUGUCAUUUAAAAAACCCAAUAAUGAUUGGUAAAAGAAAAACAUUUGAUGUACAAUUUUAUAGAGAAGCUAGUGAUAUGGCAUUUGACGAAACUGGAGGUAGAAAAAGAAAAUAUAGAUAUGGUGAUGAAGAUGAAUUACAACAAGAACAAGAAGAAAGAAGAAGAAAAGCAUUACUUGAUAAAGAAUUUAAACAAUUUGCUGAAUUAAUAGCUGAUAGUUCAAAUGGUAUAGUUGAAUUAGAUAUACCAUUUAGAGAAUUAGGAUUUCAAGGUGUUCCAUUUAGAUCUUCAGUAUUAUGUCUUCCAACAAGAGAUUGUUUAAUUCAAUUAAUUGAUCCACCAUAUCUUGUAGUUACUUUGGAAGAAGUUGAAAUUGCUCACUUGGAAAGAGUUCAAUUUGGUUUAAAAAAUUUUGAUUUAGUAUUUGUUUUUAAAGAUUUUAAUAAACCUGUUGUUCAUAUAAAUACUAUACCAAUGGAAUUAUUAGAAGAUGUUAAAUCAUGGUUAACUGACGUUGAUAUACCAAUUAGUGAAGGUCAAAUGAAUUUAAAUUGGGCACAAAUUAUUAAAACAGUUCAAGCUGAUCCAUAUCAAUUCUUUUUAGAUGGAGGUUGGUCAUUUUUAACUGGUGCAGGUGAUUCUGAUGAAAGUGAAGAAGAAGAUGCAGAAAGUGAAUUUGAAGCAAGUGAUGAAGAUCCACAAGAUGAAAGUGAAGUUAGUGAAGAUGAUUAUGAAAGUGAAGGAGAUAGUGAUGAUUUUUCAGGUAGUGGAAGUGAAGCAGAAAGUGAAGAAUCAGGAGAAGAUUGGGAUGAAAUGGAGAAAAAGGCAGCAAAAGCAGAUCGUCAAGCUGGAUUUGAAUAA
This is a messenger RNA of Lodderomyces pseudojiufengensis, 3006 nucleotides long. It is a transcript of the gene CDC68, whose product is annotated as chromatin-remodeling protein. Gene Ontology annotation, molecular function: nucleosome binding. Gene Ontology annotation, cellular component: FACT complex. Gene Ontology annotation, biological process: transcription elongation by RNA polymerase II; positive regulation of transcription elongation by RNA polymerase II. The record is from RefSeq and is a predicted model, not a curated record. The coding region runs from base 1 to 3006 and encodes 1001 amino acids. The transcript has a single exon. NCBI's taxonomy places the organism in Eukaryota, Fungi, Ascomycota, Pichiomycetes, Serinales, Debaryomycetaceae.